Messenger RNA from Girardinichthys multiradiatus, 2253 nucleotides. RefSeq lists its product as uncharacterized. The transcript is spliced from 6 exons. Bases 12 to 785 code for a protein of 257 amino acids. The record is from RefSeq and is a predicted model, not a curated record. Lineage: Eukaryota; Metazoa; Chordata; Actinopteri; Cyprinodontiformes; Goodeidae.
UGAAUUAAAAAAUGGGAAUUAGAGUAUUUGUGUUCACAAUAUUCCGGCAGUCCGUGAAGGCGGCAUUAAGCUGUCGUAAAACCAGAAGAUCCGGAAGUGCGGGUAUUCUUUUUGGUGAAGACGACAGUGGAAGCUGCUGGUUUGUUACUGAGAAAGGCACAAUGGAGGAGCCCCAACUCUUUGCAUCAGAUGGUUUUCUACCCUGCAGUGGAAUAAGAGGUGCAGAGUAUCUGACUCUGAUAUCAUAUAGAGGCCAAAACGUCAGCUUAUGUAGUCCAGUUCAGGCUAUACUGACCAUAGCACCCGUGGAGGACACAGAGUACAGGGACCGCCAUGCAGAGGUGAAAGGAUGGGGAAAGUUUUAUCUUCGCAUCCCAGUGGAGAUGCAGGUUAUCGGUUAUGUGAAGGGAACUCCGUACCCAUGUGACCAGCUUGUCUUGAUGACAUGUGAGGACAAAAAGGUGUACGGCUAUGACGGAGACGAGCUGCAUCUGGUGGCCUCCGACCUGAAUCAGAUGUUUGGUGAGGGAAUAGCAUAUCCUGCAUUAAAAAGCUAUUACCAUGGGGAGGCCUUCAAAGACAUGACCAAAGAGGACUGGGAGAAGGUGAAGCAGGGCCCUGUUGGGAAGAAGUUGGAUGAAGAGCAUCAUAAACUGGUGGCUUCUCACAAAUCUGCCCUCCUGGAGAAUAUCAGAAAAAGCAGACAGAAGCAGAGGUGUCAUCAGCAGUGCGUCAGCUUCCUCCCUGACAGCAAGCUGACUCAGUUGCAGAGAGGUGGAACGUGAUCAUAUUUUGCUCCAAGGGUUAAAAAAACCAGAGCACUUUGAGCCGUUUUGUUCCUGUCUGUGAUGUUUGUAUAUAUAAAUCAUGAGGUAGUACAUGUUAAAAAGGAUAUCCCUCAAGAUUCCUUGCAGGGUCCAUUAUUAUUCAAUAGAACACAAAAUGAACUUCUAGUUUGGAGGUUACCCUGAAUGUAAAUAAAACUAAAUGCAUGUUUUUUUUUUUCUCCCAAUCUUCAAGAUCACCACUCUGAAAAAUUAGAAAUUAUAUCUAUAUCUGACUUUUUUUUAUUAUUCAUGAUCGCUUGACUUUUAAGGAACAUGUUCGGUAUUUUUUUAAGAAAAAAGCAACUUUUAUUGGGAUUUUCUUACACAACCAGGUCUUGCCUUUUUUUUUUUUUUUUUGGUGGAAACAAGUUUUUACCUGUUAUUGACAAUGAUGAUGUGCUCAAUAUGAGUGCUUCUGUUCACUGAGAAUUAAUUCCAAUUCCUUCUGUUCACUGUCUCUGGCUGGGCGAUUCGCUGAGAUUCAUUUCCAAGUCUGGCUGCCUUACUCAUCACUAUACACUAUAUGCUAAAGUUAACUGGAUGUGCCUGUAUACCCAUUGUCUCAGUCAGGUAUUUAUUGGUUUACAAAUCAUUUUAGGCAUCAACCCCAUCUUACCUGUUUUGUCUUUUAACAAAGGCAAAUGGACCUGAUCAUUGGAUGUUCUGCAGUUGUUCCCAAAGUUCAAACUGAUGUAGACAAGAAAUCAUUCUGGUUUUCAGCUCCCGAUACGUUGAAUCAACUACAAACUAAUUACACUGAAUGAGUUUAAAAGGUUUUUAUGUAAAUUUAAUUUCUUUAUUGUUUUUAGUAAUGUAACCAUGCUGCGCCAUGCUUGGCCAGGUCUCCCCUGUAGAAGAGAUAUGUUAUUUCUAUGGAAUUAACUUGUUUAAAUAAAAUGAAUUGCAGAUUAACGCUGAUGUUGAAAAACUGUAAUAUAGCAUCAUGUGAGAGGUUGACAAUUGGUCUUUCCAGUUAAAACUCACACUGUAAAUUACUGUUGUAGAAAAAUUUGCAUCCAGAGAAGGAUGAUUGUCACUCAGAAUCAGCUUUAUUUUAUUCUUGCAAGAGAGGAUUUUACAGCAUUGGAGAUGCACUCAGUAGUGCUGCCAAAUCAUUCUGACCAGACAAAGUAAAAGUUCUCCUAUAAGCGACAACAGUUUUCAAGGUGACUCUCAUGAGACCUGUUGUCCUAGACAUAAUCUUAAUAGUGUGGCACACAUAUCUCACAGCUGCAAGCAGAAGGCUGAGAAACCAUUACUCUAAGACUAAAUAAGAGAAGAAUGGAACAACACUGAGGGGUUCUAAUACUUUUGUCAGUUCCUGUAGAGAAUCAAAGAGCAAAUCAAGCAAGGCACAAAAAUUUCCAUAACAUUACUUAACAUUUUAACAAAUUCUCUUGUUAUUAAAAUCUAAUCUUAAAAUGUU